Anthostomella pinea is the source of this 1017-nucleotide messenger RNA. The record is from the annotation of a GenBank genome assembly. Lineage: Eukaryota; Fungi; Ascomycota; Sordariomycetes; Xylariales; Xylariaceae.
AUGUCAUUCUCAUGGCGAUCCGGCAGAACCCUGCCACCUGAGCAGGCCGUCAUCUUUUCACAGAAGGCCUCUCCAUCAGCGUCGGGCAAGAUGCAAUUGCGGCAUGCCAUGUGGGUGUGGAACACCGCCCAACUACUCACCGACACACCACAAGUCGACCGUCUCGUUUCAGCCGCUGGACCGCCCGUCAACCUCACGGACAUAUACCUCUACGUCGCACCCGGCUGGUGGGAGGAGAAAGGUGCUAGCAUUGCAGACCUCAACACAAGGCUUCACGGAGCCGACAUUCGCGUCUGGGCUCUCGACGGCGACGUUGCUUACAUCGAUAACACCACCGCACAAGCGACUUUCCUCCAAAGCCUCCGAGACCUGGGGGGCUUCAACGAACGCGUCCCCCCAGCUGCCCGCUUCCACGGCUUUCAAGCCGACAUCGAGCCCCAGGACACGUCAGACCACCAUGGGUAUUUCAUGAACGGCAUGGCAGAGUCGAAGCUUGCGGCUCCACAGCGUACUUCGCGGGACGACCAUCUGCGCAAUUGGCUCGCCAUCCUCACCCAAACAAGCAAUCUCACACGGAGCUACGGCCUGGAAGUCGGCGCGGCGUUACCAUUUUGGCUACACGACUAUGAAGGCGAGACGCUCACUGUCAGUGUCCCUUCGCCUAACGGCACCCAGCGGACGUCUGUCAUGGAGCUUAUCAUGCCCUUACUGGACGAGUACGUGGUCAUGAGCUACAACACUAUACCGACUACAGCGGCAAACUUCGUGUCGGAGCAGGCGAAGUACGCAUCUGAUCAAGCGCGGAACGGCAGCGUCAAGAUGACUCGAGUUCUGGGGGCCGUUGAAACAGCAAAGGGUAUCGGCCAAGGCGUAUCUUAUGGCGAUACGCCGGGCAAAGACUCGAGGACGGCUGUGCUCGAGGACACCAACACGAUUGAGAGCGGGCUUGCUCGAUAUUCGGCAUUUGGUGGUCUGGCGAUACAUCAUUGGGCUGCGUGGGAAGCACUUGCGCCGUAA